AUGGAUAACUUUCAAUACCGUGCGCAGCAGUCGCCUGUAACCGACGCGCCGAUGAACUCGCUUGUCUCACCACCAAGAAAUGGCAACCGAAUGCCCCAACCAGACCUUCGGACCACCCUGCCUCGUCGCUUCACCACCGACUCGGGGCGUGUACCAACAUUAUCGACGCUGAACUCCCUUCAACGUCCUGUCGAGCCUCAGGAGUAUACCACGGCUUUGAACAAGAAGAAGCAGGAGUACGAGACUCUUCUGGAGCAGAAACGGCGCUUCGAGGCCGAGAUGAGGAAAUUCGAGCUUCAGCAGCGUCAGGACGAGGCCGAGUUGCGGCAGAUGGAAAUAGACCUGACCAAGAACAACUUGUUUGGUUUGACAGGUCAUCAGUCUGAGCCCACAACGCCGCCCGAGUAUCGAGAGUCGUCGAAUGGUUUCCCGACCAUGUUCUCGAGGCCGAAUCGAUAUUCACUUUCAAGCUUGACAUCUCCCCCGGGCCUGUUCAAUCGAUCCGCAAGAUCGGGUUCUCAGUUACAAUCGCCCCAAUCAGGCAUCAUGCCCUCUCAAUCGCGCCCAUUUGCCUUUGACGAUCACCUGCCUUCUCGGUCAGUACCAGGAACCCGGAGAAACAGCGACGAGGACGAAAAGGAAGAAGCGCUUCGCCAGGAUCCUACCAGCCACCGCUCAACCAACGCCCUCAACCGAUACUCUAUGCCUGUCACUCGCAGAGGCAACCCGCUGUACGACAACAUUGACCAGACCAACGCCGCUGGAUUCUUGUUCCGCGACGACGAUUCCAACUUGGAGGGCAAUUACACUGCCCUAGAUACCAGUGAAGACGGUUUCCCUAAAUUGGUCAAGGGCAAUCCCAACCGACUCUCUACGUCUUCUGUCGCUGUUGAUCUCAGUUCUCUCAGCACUGCUAAUCCCGAAGCCUCCAACGGCUGGAACAAGAUGGCAUCCCUCCACCGUGCUCAGCAAAGCCUGUCAAACAUUGACACGGUCCAAAUGACGCCUGCCGAGUCGGUGGCAUCGGGCUAUGGCAGCUCGUCCUCGGAUGCUAACAGCAUCAGUGGACGUGCUGGUUUCCGACACUCGCUGGAUCUCGCCAAGCAGCAAGGUCUCGAUUUCAGCUAUCUCAAGGAUGCUACAAACGACAGUGUCAAUGUCAUCAAGUCACCCCCGGCAUCUCAAGCCAUGCCCCCGAAGCUGCAGACCUCUUUCUCUGCUAAUGAUAUUCACACUGUCAAGCCCGGCAAUUCUGUCAAUGGUUCAAACGCCAAUGCUCAUGCACAGCAGCAUUUCCACAACCACAAUGCUAGCAUUGGUCGCAUCCCCCCAGGUGCUAUUCCCAAGCAACACAAUCGCGAGCUUUCCAAUGACGGCCAUGUUCCCAGCCUCCCGCAGGCCUCCACCUAUCCAUCCAUUGGCAGUGCUCUACAUGCCAACGCGCCCGCAUUUGGACCAACUGGACUGAAUUCUCAAGGCCCUACAUCUGGUGCCGCACCCGUCACCUCGCCUUCCGGUUCUGCUGUCAACAACUACCCUCCCUAUUACGGCAAUGGCGGCUACAACCCCCCAGGCAACCCCAAUGGCUCCAACUAUAACAUGGGUAUGCUGAUGCAGGGCAUGGGUAACAUGAACAUCAAUGGAUACCCUCACCAAAACUACCCUGGUUACAACCCCAUGUACCAGUCCGCACAGCCACGUGACUCUCAGCAGCGCGUCAUCCAAGCACGCCGUGCUCAAGACAAUGAAGCAAUGAGCCGUUUCAAUGGAGCACCUCUCAGCAACUUCCAGGGUGGCAUCCUGGAGCUCUGCAAAGAUCAGCACGGCUGCCGAUAUCUUCAGAAGCAGUUGGAGAACCGCCUUCCCCAUGAAAUUCAUAUGAUUUGGCUGGAGACGAACGCUCACGUUGUUGAUCUCAUGAUGGACCCAUUCGGCAACUAUCUUUGCCAGAAACUGCUCGAGUACUGCACUGAUGAUGAGCGUACUGUUCUCAUUCGUAAUGCUGCCGAAUCAAUGACUCGGAUUGCAUUCAACCAGCAUGGCACUCGAGCUCUUCAGAAGAUGAUCGAGUAUGUAACUCUACCGGAGCAUGUUCAGAUCAUCAUCGAGGCUCUGCGCUUCCAGGUGGUUGAGCUCAUCAAGGAUCUCAAUGGCAAUCAUGUUAUUCAGAAGUGUCUCAACAAAUUGUCUUCUGAAGACAACCAGUUCAUCUUCGAAGCUGUCGGCAAUCAUUGUAUUGAGGUUGGAACUCAUCGUCACGGCUGCUGUGUUCUGCAGCGCUGCAUUGACCAUGCAGCGGGCGAUCAAAAGAUUACCCUGAUCAACCAAAUCACUGAGAAUGCUGCUCGCCUUGUGCAGGAUCCGUUUGGCAACUACGUUGUGCAGUACAUCAUCGAUCUCAAUGAACCCAGCUUCACACAGCCAUUGGUGCUCAAGUUUCUCGGCAGCAUAGGAAGACUGUCGCGUCACAAGUUCAGCUCCAACGUUAUGGAGAAGUGUCUUCGCUGUGCUUCAGACCAGUCCAAGGAGUUGAUGGUCUCUGAAAUCCUCAACUCUGGCGAGAUCGAGCGUCUGCUUCGCGAUAACUACGGCAACUACGUUGUUCAGACUGCCUUGGAGCAUGCUCCUCUCCAGGCCAAGAUGCAGUUGAUCGAAGUCAUUCGUCCCAUCAUUCCAACUGUUCGCGGUACACCUUAUGCCCGUCGUAUUUCGGCCAAGAUCAUGGCUUUCGACAACAACCGUGGCUCUGCCAAUACCAGCGGACAGACGACUCCUUCUGAUGCAACCAACGGCCAGAUCCCGCUGCGAAACUCUGGAUACACUCCUGGCAACGGUGCCGGUGGCUUGAGAGGCACUGGCGAGUACGGAAACGGCACUCGCAGCCGCGGUCAGUCCAACUACCAGCCCAACGCAACUGGCAAUGUUGCACCCCCUCAGCCACCCCGCUUGAACCAAGGCUACACCUAUCCGGGCGGUACUGUGCAGCCUGGCAAUGCCGAAGGCCAGUUCUUCUAG
Messenger RNA from Pestalotiopsis fici W106-1, 3015 nucleotides. RefSeq lists its product as uncharacterized. Gene Ontology annotation, biological process: post-transcriptional regulation of gene expression. Gene Ontology annotation, cellular component: cytoplasm. The transcript is spliced from 5 exons. Gene Ontology annotation, molecular function: mRNA binding. Lineage: Eukaryota; Fungi; Ascomycota; Sordariomycetes; Amphisphaeriales; Sporocadaceae. The record is from RefSeq and is a predicted model, not a curated record. Bases 1 to 3015 code for a protein of 1004 amino acids.